Molecule: messenger RNA, 1476 nt
Organism: Akanthomyces muscarius
Lineage: Eukaryota; Fungi; Ascomycota; Sordariomycetes; Hypocreales; Cordycipitaceae
Exons: 6
Coding region: 1-1476 (491 amino acids)
Biological process (GO): protein deubiquitination
Molecular function (GO): cysteine-type deubiquitinase activity
Source: RefSeq, a predicted model, not a curated record
AUGUUCGGAUGCGAACACGUUCAGCUACUGCUGUCACAAGGGCAAGAAGUGAUGAACAGUUCGAUAGCGCAUUACAAGAUGAUACUUCGUGGAAUAUUCGAUACGAACCCGAUUGUCCCGCAAACUUCCACAAACAAAGAAGGCCGACCGAUUACUACACUGACUUCCAAUUAUCUUUGUCUCCAAUGCCCGACUACAGUUUCUGAAGAAGACAGAUUGGGGCAUGGAAACAAAAAAUCACACAGAUUCUAUGUUGACUCUCGAAAUGGAGCGCUGUACUGCCAAAUCUGCGACGACUUGGUCUGGGACCCUACUCUCGAAGAACUACGUUUGCGCAAAAUCGGAACCGGCUCAUUCUCUGGACGCAAGAGGAAACAUGACGAGCUCUUCACCGACACGAUUAAAGACGACCCGAGGUACAUUUCGUCGAAUACGACUCUCGCUUCUUGUCGCGCGGAUGGUCUUCGAGGCAUAUACAACGCGGGAGCGACAUGCUACCAAAAUGUUGUUCUACAGAGCUUUCUACACAACCCCCUUCUACGGAACUUCUACCUGAGCGAUGGGCAUCAAAGCAACGAAUGUAACGUGCCUCACUGCUUGAGCUGCGCUAUGGAUGACAUGUUCCAAGAUUUUUAUGCCCUGGAGAACACCAAUGGUUAUACAGCCGCAAACAUCCUGUCUGGUUUUUGGAUAUCAGAGAAGAAAGCGUUUGAAAAUCUUGUGACAACCAAAGAACAAGACGCUCACGAAUUCUUCCAGUUUCUUGCCGAAGAUUUGCAUGAACGUAAUGGCGAUGGCAAGAAGCCUGAGAUUGGGAGCGAGCAUAGCUGCAAUUGCAUUAUUCAUCAGACCUUUUACGGGAAGAUGCAAACGACGACCACGUGCCAAAAUUGCAACAGCUCCAGCAAUACCGUGCAGUCAUUUUUGGACCUGAGCGUGGGACUCGACAGCCUAGCGCAGAGGAGGAGCAAAAAAGCCGGGCAAAAAAGCCACAGUCUUACUCUGACAGCCUGUCUUGACGAGGAAUAUAUCAAAUCAGAUAAGUGUGAGUAUCGAUGCCAUCACUGUGCCUCGACGCAGCAAGCGCGACGCUACACAAGCGUUAAGCGCCUCCCAAACGUGCUCUCUAUACAACUCAAGCGAUUCGAGUAUAAGCAAGGACGUCACGAUCAUGCCGCCUCCAAAGUCGACGUGCCAGUAGACUUUCCUCUGCAGCUAAAUAUGCUUCCAUACACAAAUCGGGUUCGUAGCCGCGACAGCCGAGAGAAUAUGGAACUGCAGCGAUCAUGUGUAUACGACCUUCUCAGCGUCGUUGUCCAUGUUGGAGAGCUCGAAACGGGGCACUAUACUUCGUACUGCCGCGUAGGCGACCAGUGGUUUAAGUUCAACGACCACAAAGUCGAAUUGGCUAGCCUAUCUGAUGUUCUCGGUGCCCAGGCGUAUCUUCUUUUCUAUAUUAUUCGAUCUCUGGCAUAG